Protopolystoma xenopodis is the source of this 183-nucleotide messenger RNA. NCBI's taxonomy places the organism in Eukaryota, Metazoa, Platyhelminthes, Monogenea, Polystomatidea, Polystomatidae. The record is from the annotation of a GenBank genome assembly.
GAGCAAAUGGAAGAGAUGCGUCUGAAAGAGGAGAGAAUGGAACGGUCAAUGUCUGAUGUAGCAGCCGAGAACCGUCGCCUCCUUGAUCCACUUAACAAGGCGAAGGAGGAGAACAUAGAGCUAAAACGGCAGCUGGCCAGUUACGAAAAAGACAAGGUUGCACUCAAACCACUAUUUUCAUGA